AUGCGCGACGUAUGGAUGAUCUCCCAGAUUUCCGGCCGCUCGGUGAAGCGCGAGCUCCGUAUUCCAGUCUCGAGCUUAAACCCCCCUUUUCGCAUGGCACAGUACUCUGUUCCCCUCGAAGCGCACGACCUGUUCUGGAGAGGCCUGAUCAAUAACCCUCUUCACGCAUCUGCCCCGAAAGAAAUGCGUGAGGCGGCUGAGCAUGUCAAACUGGAUGGCAGUCCGUCGCCGACCCUUCCGAUUGUCUGGCGCUUUGCGGAGAGCAUCUCUGCGAUCAAGGCAUUCCAGGCUUCCAUGCUUAACGUCUUCCUCCAGAAGAAGUACGGAGUCGACUACCAGGACAUCCGAAUCAAUACGGAUCACGCACAGUUGUUCAUCAUGUCAGUUAUUGUCGCCACUGUCGAUCCAGACGGAGAGAAGAUAGCGUACAUAGACGCCAACUAUGCGAAAUAUUAUCCGGACGGAGACCUGUAUCAUGGCCAAGGCAAGAGGACAAAAUUCUCGGACGACUGUACCAAUAUCUACAGAACUAAAGACGGUCGAUUUUUCCAUUUGCAUGCGAGCCUGAACGCCGCCCCAUCUCAAGAGGCAUUAGGACUUGACAACUUGCUUGAUACGAAGGACUUGACCCAUGAAGACUCUUGCCGAAUCUAUGAAGGAAAAAUAUCACACCACAAUGCAACCGAUAUCGAGGCACUCAUAAACGACCAGUAUCGGCAAGCUGGCACGACCUGCUGGUCCACAGAAGAAUACAAGGCCAGCGAGCAUGGCAAGGCCAACGCAAAUGUUGGGUUAUUCGAGGUACACCACAUCCCAAACCCCAAGCAAGCGCCUGGAUGGUGGACACCUGUUGAAGGGCACACCUCCGCUGCUCGGCCUUUGUUCGGGCUCAAGGUUCUUGACUUGACCCGAAUCAUCGCAGGGCCGACAAUAGCCAGAGAGCUUGCUGAGCUCGGAGCGAGCGUCCUCCGCAUAACAUCUCCGAACGUUACAGACCUUACUAUCAUGGGCGUCGACCUGAGUUGGGGAAAGUGGAACGCCUAUCUCGACCUGAAGAAGGAAGAGGACAGAGCGACGCUUCGAGCGUUGGUCGAGGAAAGCGACGUUGUCGUUGAUGGAUACAGGCCAGGCGUGAUGCAAAAAUGGGGGUUCGGAAAGGACGAUAUCUUGGGCAUGUUCAAGGAUAAAGAAAGGGGUAUCAUCUAUGUGCAUGAGAAUUGUUACGGGUGGAGAGGGCCAUGGGCAUAUCGAUCGGGGUGGCAGCAAAUUAGUGAUGCUAACAGUGGCGUGUCAUUGGAGUACGGGAGGGCGAUGGGGAAUGACGAACCUGUGACACCGGUCUUCCCCAACUCUGAUUACUCUACUGGAGUGGCAGGCGCGACCGGAGUCCUGCAAGCACUGAUAGAAAAAUCGGAGAAAGGCGGAUCCUUUGUGGUAGAUGUGGCCCUGAACUAUUACAACCAAUGGCUCGUUGACACUUGUGGCAAAUACCCACCAGCCGUGUGGGAAGCCCUACGGUCGUUGUAUGGUCGACCAGUCUUCGUGCAUACCGACAACAUGGCGAUCACAAUCCCUCGAGUCAUGGACAUGAUCAAGGGGGCAAUUAUCUUUCAACAGGACUUCUUCGAGAUACGCGAGAAUAGGGCCAUAGGAGUUCCUGUUAAGACGGUAAAGCCUAUCCUUCAAUUUCCACAAGGUGCCAUCAGAUUGGGAUACAACAUAGGGUCCAGGGGAAAUGGGAUUGACAAGCCCAGAUGGCCCGACGACCUUUUGACGGAAAUUAUGGCCUGA
Messenger RNA from Cyclocybe aegerita, 1791 nucleotides. Lineage: Eukaryota; Fungi; Basidiomycota; Agaricomycetes; Agaricales; Hemipholiotaceae. The record is from the annotation of a GenBank genome assembly.